GACCGACUAGCCUUUUCGAUCUUACCAGACGCGAGUUUGCUUUGUUGAGUUUGUCGAACUUUCCAUGUCGAAGAUCCAUACAGGGUUUGAAAAAAUUUAAACAGUUUUCAAAUAUUAGCUAUCGUUCCUGAUUAAUUUCUAUAGUAGAGGAUCAAUUGAUCGAAUUAUACGAUGGAAAUUUUUGAGAAUCGUUCGAACUUUGAUUGCGAUCUCGAUUAUGUGCCCUCUGCGAUCGAGCAUGUAGAAAGUUUAGGUACAUUUGCAAUUGUCCUGGUAUGCAUUGGAGCAAUAUUUUCAACUAUGACGUUAUACUUGGCCAUAGAUGCUACUUGCAACGUUCUUUCGCAAAAAGAAACGGGUCUUUACAAAUCUAAUGUCAUUAGCAUUUUAUUGAUAUAUCCGAUAGCGAGUAUUUGCAGUUUGAUAGCGAUAGCAAUGCCAAGGGCACAAUUAUUAUCGGAGGCAGUCACUCAAGUUUUCUUGACAGUGUCUUUUUAUCGUCUGUAUCUUCUUCUUAUCGACGUUGGUCGUCGAAAAAUAACGAAAGCGCCCUUGUUGAUGCUGAAAGUUGGCCCUUGCUGUUGCUGGCCAUGCUUACCCUUUCCUAAUCUCGAUAUGAUAGAUUCUCGUUUAACUUGGAUUCGAUUGAUUAUUCUUCAACUUCCUAUUAUACAGGGUUUACUAUACUUCAUCAUGCUGAUUAUGGCUUUGGAUGAACAAUAUACAUUACCAACGUACUCUGAAUGGUUUCAACCAUUCAUAGUGAUUAGUAUACUAUUUGCAUUGUAUGGUUUAACGAUCACCACGAAAAGUCUACAUGCCGUAGCUCCAGAAGCCAAACUGAAUUUUAAAACUGCGGUGUCUCAGAUGGUCUUGAUGUUUUCCAAAGCCCAAGCUGGUAUUAUUAGGAUUCUCACUUACACCGGCAUCUUUCCUUGCAGGCCACCAUUGUCACCGAAAAUUUAUUCCAAUGUGACGCAAAAUACCCUGAUGCUAAUCGAAAUGCUGCUGCUCUGUGUUGCGGCGAGGUAUCUUUAUUAUGUCGACCUGGAAGGAAAAAAAAAUUCGUUGACAACAGAUCGGCCAAAAGACAAGCUGCACAAUAUGACGAAUAACAAGGACGUACCUGAACAAGUUUCAACAAAGAUCGCUAUUGUUUAUAACUCUUGAAUAAUAAGAACAAUCUUUCUAUUACUUAUUUGUUUCAAGAGUAAUAGAGAGAGAGAGAGAGAGAGAGAGAGAGAGAGAGAGAGAGAGAGAGAGAGAGAGAGAGAGAGAAAGAGAGAGAGAGAGAGAGAGACUUUUUUAUAUCUUUUAAUCACUGAAUAUGGAAUUGGUGCAAUUCUUCAAUCGAAUCUUACUUUGGAAACAUUCUUACUUUAGUGUCGUUAGUAUUUCUUCUACAUAAAAAUAGAUGCACUUUUUUUAUAGAUUGUUAAUAAUUUUUACUAAGUAGUUGAAUUUUUAUUAAAAGACAAAUAAGUGAUCUUCUAUAAAAAGAAAUCUUAUAGGCACGUUCCUAUAUGACAAAGUAAAGUAUUUCUUACUUAG
Vespa crabro (European hornet) is the source of this 1551-nucleotide messenger RNA. RefSeq names its product organic solute transporter alpha-like protein 3. The transcript has 6 exons. Gene Ontology annotation, molecular function: transporter activity. Gene Ontology annotation, biological process: transport. Bases 172 to 1170 code for a protein of 332 amino acids. Lineage: Eukaryota; Metazoa; Arthropoda; Insecta; Hymenoptera; Vespidae. The record is from RefSeq and is a predicted model, not a curated record.